UUCAAGAGUACAAUGGGGGUUUCAAAGAGAUUUGUAAAGGUGGCAUUAUAAAUUUCCUAUUAAAAGAUGGCGGAUGCAAAUAGCUUGUCAGAAAUGAACCAACAAGAUUCCGUUGCAGAAUAUACUUCCGAAGCAAAAGAGAUCGAGGGCGCCGAAAGCGAAGAAACGAAGCCAGACGCGAAGCCUACCAGCUCCAAUCUCCAGGAUGCGUUCAACGACGUAUUGGACAACGCAGUUUCGAAGUUGUGGGACGAACGAUCGCGGAAUAAAUCGAAGGGAAAGAGAAAAAGACUCUCGAAGGAUGAAGAGAAAACCCUAAUUGGUCAGCUUAUCGAUGCUCUUAGUGAUAGCCAAAAUGAAACUGAGUCAUUACAAGUUAUGGCCAAGCGACUUGUUCAAAUGGUUGUUGAAAACAAAACUGGUGAAUAUAAAAUCGAUGAGCUUACAAAGCGAUGUAGUUUGCUUAUGAAAGAUAAGGAGGACCUUAAUGGACAAUACAAGAAAUCAAAGCUUGCUCUUACCAAAUUAGAAAGCCUUUGCCGUGAGCUGCAAAAACAUAAUAGGCUGAUGAAGGAAGAAUGUGAUCACAGGACGAAGGUUGAGGAGGCCAAACGCCAAGAACUGUCAACAAAAUUUCAAUCAUCCAUUGGUGAAAUAACCAAUCAAAUGCAGGAUAAUCAUUCCAAGAACCAGCAGUUGAAAACUGACAAUGCUGAAUUGGCAGCAAAACUGAAAGGUCUGGUAGACCAAUAUGAAAUGCGAGAACAGUAUGUUGAUAAAGUCCUCAAACACAAACAAAUUGAAAAUCAAUUGCUCGAGGCAAAAUUGGCACAACAGACAUUAAUUCUCAAUGAAGAAAGAGAGCAAGCAUUAAAAGAGAAACAACAGCUACUGCAGGAGUCUCUGGAAUAUCAAAAGAAAUGCGAGCAACUUCUGAAAGAUGAGGCUGAAUUAAAACUCCAACUGUCUAUGUACACAGAAAAAUUUGAGGAAUUCCAAAAAACAUUGACCAAGAGCAAUGAAGUUUUUGGCACCUUUAAGAAGGAAAUGGAUAAGAUGACAAAGACAAUAAAGAAAUUGGAAAAAGAAACAAUUAUGUGGAAGCAGAAAUGGGAGAAAAGUAAUCAGUCACUACUGGAGUUAGCUGGUGAUAAUAAAAGGAAAAAAGAACAAAUUGAAAAAACGACCAUGAAAAACUUGAAGUUGGAAAAUUUAUGUCGUGCUUUGCAAUUAGAAAGAAAGGAAUUGAGUCAAAAAUUGGAAAGUGGUCAAUCAUCUGGAGAGGCGGUGAACAGUGUUGAAGAAACGUCUGAUUCGCCAGUUCCUAUGGAGAAUGGCCACAGUUCGAGGGAAAGCGACCCGAAACCCGAGGCGGAACAAGCCCCGGGCGAUACUUCGGAUACCGGCGAAAAUUCCAACUCAAAUUCUCCCACAGAGAGCGAGAGUUGUAUCGAGGUAUCCUUAGCGCUGUCGCAGGAACAAGUUGAUUGUUCAGAAUGUAGGGAAUGUGAGACGAAAGAUUCGCCGUCGCCUACUGAGGGGGUUGGGGACGAACGUACCGAAGCGACCGAGGAUGAAUGGCAUGCUGAGUCAGCACAAAAUGAAGCUGAUUCAGCAGAGAAUGAAGCUAAUGAGGAACAAGAGUGUUGUGAAGACGAUCAGCCGGAGAAUGAAGCCGAUGAAAGCGAGCAAACCGAAGCAAGUAACCUCGAAUAGCGACAUGACCGCACAGAGAAUGACACGGUGUCUGAUAAUGCGGAAAACAUUCAGUGAAGAAGUGCGAAAAACGAAAGAAAAUAUUAUGAGAACUAUACGAUAAUCAUAACAGACAAUAUUAUCUACAAUAACUGAAUGGAUUUUGUAGUAUAAGAUAUUAAAUAUAAAUACAUUUUUGUU
Dendronephthya gigantea is the source of this 1896-nucleotide messenger RNA. Its product is annotated as alpha-taxilin-like. Gene Ontology annotation, molecular function: syntaxin binding. Bases 67 to 1716 code for a protein of 549 amino acids. The record is from RefSeq and is a predicted model, not a curated record. NCBI's taxonomy places the organism in Eukaryota, Metazoa, Cnidaria, Anthozoa, Malacalcyonacea, Nephtheidae. The transcript is spliced from 13 exons.